Molecule: messenger RNA, 7235 nt
Organism: Ahaetulla prasina
Lineage: Eukaryota; Metazoa; Chordata; Lepidosauria; Squamata; Colubridae
Gene: WWTR1
Product: WW domain containing transcription regulator 1
Exons: 6
Coding region: 1017-2216 (399 amino acids)
Biological process (GO): hippo signaling; positive regulation of transcription by RNA polymerase II
Cellular component (GO): cytoplasm; nucleus
Molecular function (GO): transcription corepressor activity; protein binding; transcription coactivator activity
Source: RefSeq, a predicted model, not a curated record
UCUAAAACGAGCUGUGGGAGGGAGAACUGGCAAGUGGGUGUACCGUGUAAUCGGACUGGUCCCAGACGCUGAGCUCAUGAAUAAUGCAGCUGCCAAACUUUCCGCGCCGCCCUAACUCUGAGAGUUUUGGGUAAGUUUGUUUAGUAUGGUCGAUCGCGGCGGCGCCGCCACCGUGGAAGCGCUCAGCCCUUCCGAGAUCUACAGGAUGAUGGGUAUGUAAAAAAAAAGAAAGAGAAAAGGGACCAACUGCCCUGCGUCCCGCAAAACUCGCUUCUUCGCCCAUCUUUUAAGACAGAGAAAUAAUGGUAGAAAGUGACUGAGUCGGGCCACCCUCUCAACCCGCGAGGGGGACGAAGAGGACGCCAGGCCUGGAACAGAGCGCGGCUGAGAUUUCAGGGGGAAUGUUCUAAAUCCGAACGUUCGCUUCUCAGCGUUCUAAGUCGGACCGGCCCUCCCCGCGGGAUUCCCCCUUGCUUCGAGUCCCAGGCCCUCUUUGGAAUCCCUCCCUGCCUUUCGUGACAGCCGCGGGAGAAGAUCUCGCCCCUUAGUCCUUUAAAGGAGCUGUUUUUCUUCUGGGGAGUUUGUAGCAGAUCUCCGAAGUUCGGAAGGGGAGGGGGAGUUGCAUAACUUUCCUUCGGGGCUUGACUUGGAUUUUGCUUCCACUGCUCUUGGGAGAUUCUGCGAGAUAAAGAGACACUUUGGGGAGGGAGGGGAGAACCGCCUUGGAUUUUCUGCUUGAGGCCUUUUCGCAAACGAGGGGUGGGGGUGGGGGGGGAGAAAGGUCGAGAGAGCUUUGCUUCGGAAACUUGAUUAGCUGCGGACGGACCGAUUCUAGCGACCCAGGAAUCUUGUCUCGGUCGGUCGGAGCAAAAGACGCUGCAAAGGUUCUGCAAGACAACUUUUAGAAGGAGAAAUCCUGGCCUGCCGGCUCUGAUUAAUUCCUGCUUCUAGCCCCCUUGCCUCUCCCUCUUGGCCAGGUCCCGCGGCAAACUUUUCCGGCUCGAGGUAGGAAAAAAAUGAAUCCUGCUGCAGUCCCUCCCCCGCCGGGACAGCAAGUGAUCCAUGUCACCCAGGAUCUGGACACUGAUUUAGAGGCUCUCUUCAACUCGGUCAUGAAUCCCAAGCCCAGCUCGUGGAGAAAAAAGAUCCUGCCCGAAUCUUUUUUUAAGGAGCCCGAUUCGGGAUCUCAUUCCCGCCAAUCGAGUACCGACUCGGGCAGCCACCCUCCCCGGCUUAACAGCGGCGCCGUCGGGGUCCACCACGUCCGCUCUCACUCUUCGCCAGCUUCCCUGCAGCUGGGCACCGGGGCGGGAGCCACCCCGACUCCGGCUCAACAGCAUGCCCACCUCCGCCAGCAGUCCUACGACGUGACGGAUGAGCUGCCGCUUCCUCCCGGCUGGGAGAUGGCGCUCACGCACACCGGUCAGAGAUACUUCCUCAACCACAUAGAGAAAAUUACAACUUGGCAAGAUCCUCGAAAGACUAUGACCCAGCCAUUAAAUCACAUGAGCCAUCAUCCUUCAACUACUUCCACCCCAGUAUCACAACGUUCAAUGGCCAUGUCGCAACCCAACCUCGUAAUGAAUCACCAGCACCAGCCGCAGAUGACACCAGCUACAUCUAUAUCUCAGCAGAACCACCCUCCGCCAAACCCUCAAGCUGCCUUAAUGAGCAUGCCAAAUGCCCUGACUUCCCAGCAACAACAGCAGCAGAAGCUGAGGCUUCAGAGAAUCCAAAUGGAGAGAGAGAGGAUUCGCAUGCGUCAGGAGGAACUCAUGCGUCAGGAAGCUGAUUUGUAUAGACAACUUCCCAUGGAAUCUGAGAACCUUGCCCCAGUUCAGACUGCUGUGAGCGCACCUAACAUGACACAGGACAUGAGAUCUAUUACAAAUAAUGGGUCAGAUCCCUUUCUGAACAGUGGGCCAUACCAUUCCAGGGAGCAGAGCACAGACAGUGGCCUAGGCUUAGGAUGUUACAGCAUACCAACUACACCUGAAGACUUCCUCAGCAAUGUAGAUGAGAUGGACACAGGAGAAAAUGUAGCACAGCCUUCCAUGAAUAUCAACUCCCAACAGACACGCUUUCCUGACUUCCUUGACUGUCUCCCAGGAACAAACGUUGACCUUGGGACAUUAGAGUCCGAAGACCUGAUCCCCAUCCUUAGUGAUGUGGAAUCAGUCCUCAACAAAAAUGAACCUUUUCUUACCUGGUUGUAACUGAUAACCCAACAUUUCUAGAAUUUAAGGCCAAGCCUCUUCAAGUCCCUCAGCUAACCAGCAUAAUCCUUUGCUGACUUUUCCAGCCCCUUUAUAGGUCAAUGAAUCUUAAUCAGGAUGUCAUUGACAAUAACUUACAUUUGAAAUGUACACACAUAAAAUAUACACACAUCCCUAGUUUUAAGGAGUAGAAUUGCUUAUAGAUAUUAAAUGUAAGUUUUUCCUAGAUGUGUUUUGAGGACACAAAGGGGUGGGGGUUUUUUUGCACCAUGUCUGACCUGAACGGUCAUCAGUUACACACAGUUAAGUGUAUAAUUAAGGACAUGAAAGACAAAGUGAUGACUGUAAGAAGUUUUAAAUUGCAGAAGUUAGCUUGGUUCUGAAAACCUAGCACACACUCAAGUACAGCUCUGUGAUUAUAUUUAAUUGCACCAAAUGCUUGUUAUUUACAACAGUUUUAAAAAUCAUCAUUAUUUUAAAUAAACUCACAUUGUAGGGAAUACAACUUUUUUUCUUUUCAAUUCCAAGUCAACCGGAGAGUAACUUUUUAAAAACCUGCAAAGCACAAACUUUACUGUUGGGACUUUUUCAGUUGCUACAUGGUUUCUAGCAAGCAAAAGUGAAAUGUUUUAGCUGUUGUUUUUAUACUACCACUGCGUUAUAAAAUGAACCAGGUUGAUACUAAUUGCUGCCAUUUUUAAACUAUAUAGAAAAUGAAAAAAAUGCAAUUAAAUAUGUUACAUUCUUUUUUAAUUUCAUUUUAAAGAAGUACACUUCAUAUGGAGCUGUUUUAAAAACUAUGUUAAGGUGAAUCAUAAAAACAAUAAUUUUGUUGUAUUAUACACAAAAAAAUCUAGAAAAAUUGAUUUCUGGAGAAAAACUGUCACAUUAUUGAAUACAGUAACAAUUUUAUAGAACCUCAUUAUCUUUUUUCUUUUUAGCAAUAAUACAUUUUGUUGAUCGGAUUUUACAAGCUAGAAAUAAUAGCUUCACUUUAUCAGUUAGGGGAAAGCCAACAUCUCUUUGUCAGUGUAGCAAAAGGGUUUAACUUCUUAGUCAUUUGCUUCUUAAUUCUGACCUAUGAAACAAAAGACUAUUGUUGGUGUACUCCUAGCUAUAUUCAUAUAGAGAUUAUUAAAUAGUUGAUAUCUGGGACUGAGAAUGCAUCAAGGAUUUCAAGUACUCAUUUUGCCUGAAAUGCAAAUGACGUCCUAAGACUAAGUAUUUUUAAUUGUUUUUAUUUAUAAUCUAUGAACAUUAAGCUUUUUUAUAUUGAAAAAAUAUCUUUUUAUGGAAGGCAUUAUAAUUAAUACAGGCCUCUUAAUCAGAGAUAUGCAAACAAAACAAAGAGGUAAAGCACACUGCUAGGCUUCAAGCAUACCAAUAUAAAGUCAUCAUUGUAUUACAGAACUGGGCAGUAAAUACCCCAUAUUUUCUAACUUGAUGAAGAAAAAAGGCAAGUGAAAUAGAUGUUAGUCUGAAGUUAAUAAGAUAGGUUGAAGAGUGGCUAAGGAGAGAAUGCAGAUAGCAAUGCUGGAGUAUUACAAAGUCAAUUCUGGGGAUUACCCCAGUGGAUCAAUUAAAUAUUGGUGAACACUAUUUUGUGGGAGAAUUGUUACUUGAAGGUAUUUGUUCUGAAUGCACCAGGCUAGUUUUCUUUUCACAAUAUUUUAAUCAUGAAUGAUUUUUAAAAAAUCCAAUAUUUGUGAAGUUUUAAUAUUUGACCCAGAAAAUAUUUUGUGUUUGUUUUAUAAGGGCAGGGAUGGGUAGGCAGACAUAAGGAAGUAGAUUAGUUUGUUUUAGCAGAUUCUUGCACCUACUAGAAAAUAUUUUCCAUCAAUGGGCAUUCUUUCCCUUUUAUUUUAUUUUCAUUUCUUUCUUUUCAUUUUGCUUGCUCACUUAACAUAUACGAUUAAUCAUUAAGAGAGCAAGAGAUUUGUCUUUAAGCAAUGUUAUUGCAUGUUUUCACUAUUUAAAGAUUAUCAGCCAUGAUAUGAAAACCAGACACUCCUACAAUGUUUACUAUUUUAGCUAUAUGAACAAGUUUCUUCUUGAUUUUUUUCUUACCUGCUUAGAAAAACAGGAAGUUAUUAAAGGCAGAUCCAAAUCUUACUUUGUUGUAUGGCCAGUGCUUUUGUGCUCAUCGAGAAGCUGCAGAAACACUGCCAUAGAUUUCUUGUUCACUCAGCAUCAGAUUGCUUGGCAAUUUUUGGACUUCUGCAGAUUUACAGAUUUAAGACGUACAUAGUAACAUUUGCUGUGACAGACUGGACUUCUAGCUGGCAAUAAGCUUCAAUUGAAGGUAGCUCACUUAUUUAAAAAAGGACCAGAUCCAACAGUGUACAUUAAUAUUUGAAGUGCCGUUUGCCACAUAUUUGUAGGCAGCAUCGUGUUCCAUUUUGUACAACCCAAAAAUGGCCACCAAAGGAGCUCUUCCAAGUUGUAUGUGUGGUAUGAUUUACUUCCUUUGAAUUGAUUUUCCUAAAUUAGUCUGUGUGAAUUAGAAUGACUUCAAUUUAAAGUGAAAGUGGCUUAGAGAAGGAACUAAACUUCACCCAGGCCCCAGUUGGAUCUAGGAGAGAGUUAGGAGCAGAAAGGAGAAUAUUGUUUUACUCCCAUAUAAAAGCAAUGAUGGGCAGAGAAGCAAAAUUAAAGCAUUAGAGCAGACAUUUCAAACCUUUUCUGGCUCAGAUCCUAUUAAUUUUAAAAAAUUCUCAGAAGCCCCAGAAAAAAAAAUCAAGAGACACUAGUAAUUUGAAAAAUGGCUUUAUUUGAGUGUUUGAAGGGACAGGGAUUAACCACAGUCUUUUUAUACAGAAAUACCUCCAUUACAUCUUCAUGGAACUUUGGGGGUUCCACUGUUUGAAACACAUUACUGUAGAGAAUUGUAGCAAACCGCAAAAAUCCAAAUGGCCAUUAAAUGGUAGAAAGGAGAUAUGGAAAACACUAUAUUCGGCUACCAUUCAAUGAUCUACAUCUAGGUUUUUGCAAUCUAAACCUAGUGAACUAUAAUUUUUAUAAGUAGAAGAAGUAAUUCUGUCUAUACUUCCUUCUUUGAAGAGAUCACUAGGGAUGCUUGUUAUUGCCAUACCUGUCAUAACUCUGGAAUUGAAGUACAUAAAUAAGUGAAUGGGGAACACAUGUGACAAAAUAAUACUCCUAUCCUUAUUCCUCACCGUGGUGAAGGUAAAUGCUAUAAGCUUAGAGCCACCAGAGCAAGAUUUGAAAAAUCUAGCUGCCCACUAGAAAAAUCUAGAAGACUAGCUGCCAGCAAAAGAACUACCGUUUUCUAUAUAUUUUGUACCUAGUGGGUUCUGGUUAAUAGAAAUAAUGCUGAACCAUUCUGUGGUGUGUGUGGGGGAAGCUGCAUUGUAACUAGCAGUAUACCUGAUUUACGUUUAUGGCUCUCAACAGUUUCCUAGCCCUUCCUAGCCCCCUUCUUAUACGCAGUGGGAAUAACUUCUGAAUAGGUGUGCAUAAAUACUUUGACUGACACGUUUACAGCCCUGUAAGUCUCUUGGGAUUCAAUUUCCCGAAUUCAGUCCCAUAGGACCCAUGAAAUUCAGGGAGUUAGCAGAUCCAAGACUGGUUUAGUACUAUAGUACAAGGCGGACAAAUCAAGCAAAUACGUUAACCUAUGAAGGCAUCAUGCAGCAUUAGAACCAAGUCAACUGGAACAAAGGAGCCAAUCUUGUUUUGUUUUAAAGUGCCAGAACUAUUAUUUUUAAUGAGUAAAGCAUCUAAUAGUAGAGAUUGGGGGGAUGGGGGGGAGAUCCCAGUAAUCACAAAAAUGGGAGAAAUGAAUGAAUAAGUCAAUUUUAUGUUGCAAAAUCCAGUUUUAAUUUUUAAGGGUUGCUUUGCCAACAAUUAUUUCUUACUGAUCUAAUAGUUUUUCAUAAAUUUUCAGUGUAAGACUAUGAUUUGUGGUAUUUAAUUACUUCAUUUUUUAACACUAAAUUACAUUUGCCAGCAGUAAAAAUUCAGAGCAGUAGAGCAAUCAUACUGCCAUUCAAGGAUUUUAAGUUAGGGAAAGGCUCACUUCAGUGCCGACCAUAUAGAAGUUGUGGGAUAUGGAUAACAGCUUGUAAUCUUGAGUGAGGGGAAGUUUUGAGGUCAUGGUUUUUCAAACCGAGUUCUAGGAAAUUCUGAGGUUUCGUAGAAGUAGGUUAAAAUUCCAGUGUAAAUUCGAAUUAACUUUCAUUGAAAUGAAUUUGCCCUGCUGAUGUGCAAUGAGUAUGGUGUCUAGUGACUAUUCCUGAACUAAGACUCAGAAGAUUCAGACCCCAGUCCAUACUCAUUGAUGAUGUAUUCUGAGCAUCUAGCCUUGUUCUAUUUGUUUAACUGUCCUACACCACAGGGUGGUUAUGAGAAUUAAAGGAAGGAAAGUGCUAUAUGCUACCAUGACAAAAUGGUGGGAUAGAAAUGGAAUAGAAUAACAAAACUUUUUCUGUUGCAAUAGGGGCUAUUCUAUUGACUGUACUGCGGAAUUUGUUUUAAGUUCAUGAAAGGGAAAAGUAAGAUCCUACAGGGCUGGAAAGUGCCUUGUGUUAAUAGUCUGUGUACUUGAAAAUUAUCCCUCUAAACCACUGGAAGGAGUUAAUAUGCCAAGUGCAAACGAGUUCUUCGAAGGCAGAUGCUUAAAAACUGCUGUAUUGGAUGUUAAAUUAAUUGGAAAUAAAGCAUUAGAGAAGCCAAUUUUUUUUAAGAGCUGGAGAAAUUAAAUGCUUAUUUUCGAGAAUGGAAAUGGAUGGUAAAACCAAUAUUUCUGUUUUCCUAAUACACUACAUUCAUUUAUGUGUUAAUACUUUAAUACUUCUUUUUAUUUACAUCAGUUUGUUAUGCUAUUAUGCCAACUUGUGUGAGCAUUUGUUUUCAGUGUAGAAUAUUUUGCAUACAUAUGUGUAUGCUUGAAAAUCAGAACAAACAGUUAUAUCCAGAGUUUGUUUCUUUUUUAAAAAACAAAGUAUUUCUUUAUUAUUGUACAAGAAAAAUAAAUAAAUAGAAAUUGAUUUAAACUUA